This is a messenger RNA of Aspergillus campestris IBT 28561, 459 nucleotides long. RefSeq lists its product as uncharacterized. The record is from RefSeq and is a predicted model, not a curated record. The transcript has 2 exons. NCBI's taxonomy places the organism in Eukaryota, Fungi, Ascomycota, Eurotiomycetes, Eurotiales, Aspergillaceae. Bases 1 to 459 code for a protein of 152 amino acids.
AUGCAACGCUUCAGGCCCGUCGCGACGAUCUAUGCCUCUCUAGUUUGGCACCAGCGGCGCCAGGAGUGGACAGUCAGUCGGUGGACGGAAGGAUUGGAACCACCGACUUCAGCUGUGGCGGUGGAUGGUCCCGGGAGAACCCGCCGUCCUGUCGUUGCAUCGAUCCAUGAGACAGGAGGAAGCCUCUACCGCGUCCAUAACCAAAAUCCCAUGCUUCAGGCCAUCCCUCAGGAAAGUCCUCCUCGUCUCCUCCGGCGACAUCCAGUCUGUCUGCUCCUCUGCGGUGUGUCGACGUCUCUGGCGGAGAGGUUCCUCAUGCCAGCUGAAUGGUGGAGAUUGGACCCUGGCGCAGAGCCUACAUCCGCCGUGGUUGCGCUGAAGGGUGGAGCAUCCGGCUGCCAUGGGCCCCCGCAAAUUGCCGGAUUCCGCCAGCGCCGUUGCCGAUCAUCCACACUGUAG